GUCUACACCACCUACCACCUAGGGUAGACGUUUCCUUCCGCCGCCAUCCUCCAUCCUAGCUCCAGCCAGCAACACAAACCUGCACUCAAACAUGAACUUCACAGUGGAAGAGAGGGGAAACCCGAACUCCCUGAGCUACCGCAUCUUCUUCAAAAAUGAUGAGGGGAAGUACAUCUCACCAUUCCAUGACAUACCAAUGUAUGCUGAUGAGAGUCAGAACAUCUUCCACAUGGUUGUUGAAGUACCAAGAUGGACAAAUGCAAAGAUGGAGAUCGCUACAAAAGACCUCUUGAACCCGAUAAAGCAAGAUGUGAAGAAGGGCAAGCUGCGAUAUGUGGCCAACGUUUUCCCACAUAAGGGCUACAUAUGGAACUAUGGAGCCAUUCCUCAGACAUGGGAAGAUCCUGCACACAAAGAUGGAGACACUGGCUGCUGCGGUGACAACGACCCCAUCGAUGUCUGUGAGAUCGGCACUAAGGUGUGUUCCCGUGGCGACGUAAUCAAAGUGAAGGUGCUCGGGGUCCUGGCCAUGAUCGAUGAGGGUGAGACUGAUUGGAAAGUGAUUGCAAUCAAUGUAGAGGACCCUGAAGCCAAAGACUUUAACAACAUCAGUGAUGUCCAGCGCCUGAAACCUGGUUACCUGGAGUCCACGGUUGACUGGUUCAGGAGGUACAAAGUGCCAGAUGGGAAACCGGAGAACAAGUUUGCUUUUAACGAUGAGUUCAAAGACAAGGACUUUGCCAUUGAAGUCAUCAAGAGCACUCACAACUUCUGGAAAGCCCUCAUUUCCCAAAAGGCCAAUGCUGGUGAACUGAACUGCAAAAACAUGUGCAUCUCAGCCAGCGACAGCCCUUUCUGCUGCUCAGCGGAUGAGGCUAAAGCUUGUGUCUGUGAAACAUGUCCUUGUGGAAAAGAAGAAGCUAUCCCCUCAUCAGUAGAUAAAUGGUUCUACUAUGAGAGGAAGUAAACCCUGGAGCUGUUUGGAUCGGAGCAGAAUAAAAGGCUCAUCUCACAUAGGAAUACUUGAAGAUGGUCUUACCAUGGGAACCAAUGGGAUGACAGGAUGGGAUGUGGAUGGUUGGGUCGGGGCUGGCUGUUUUCAUGUAGAUGGAGAGAUAGUGGUUAGAUACUGUAGAGAAAAAGUUAAAGUACUCAUGUCUUGACCAAUAAAUUUUCACUUAUUUAACAAAGAUCUCUUUGGAGAUGUGCUGUCAUAAACAAAGUACAGGUGCCUGUAGAUACAUGUGCCACAUGUGAGACUCUGAACUGCUUUAAUAAA
Messenger RNA from Epinephelus moara (kelp grouper), 1279 nucleotides. It is a transcript of the gene ppa1b, whose product is annotated as inorganic pyrophosphatase 1b. The coding region runs from base 92 to 967 and encodes 291 amino acids. Gene Ontology annotation, cellular component: cytoplasm. The record is from RefSeq and is a predicted model, not a curated record. Gene Ontology annotation, biological process: phosphate-containing compound metabolic process. Gene Ontology annotation, molecular function: inorganic diphosphate phosphatase activity; magnesium ion binding. Lineage: Eukaryota; Metazoa; Chordata; Actinopteri; Perciformes; Serranidae. The transcript has 11 exons.